Limulus polyphemus (Atlantic horseshoe crab) is the source of this 2703-nucleotide messenger RNA. RefSeq names its product zinc finger protein 658B-like. Bases 647 to 2053 code for a protein of 468 amino acids. The record is from RefSeq and is a predicted model, not a curated record. NCBI's taxonomy places the organism in Eukaryota, Metazoa, Arthropoda, Merostomata, Xiphosura, Limulidae. The transcript is spliced from 2 exons.
AGUAUUUCAGAAAAUCUUGAACAAAAACUGGAAAUAUUGAUGUGUGAUGGAACUCGAAAUACAGGGAUUUCGGACGUAUUUUGUAAAGUUUAUGUUUCGACUUAGAGUAAUAGCAGUAAGUGCUGUUGGCCGGAUUUAGAGAUUCCCAUUUUUAGUUCUGGAAGUUAAAAAUACUUCUUUUGAAGUUUUAAAAGUCUAAGUCAUAUUUUGAGUUGAAGACAUUUGAUACCAAACUUAGAGGUCUUACAAAUACAGUACAACGACAAUGUCAUGGGUUUGAUUAUUGUCAUUGUUAAGUAGUACAGCUUCGAGUACAAAUCGUUAACUAGGUGUAGAAAUGAAUAAGAACAGCUUUGUGGAAAUCAGUUUCCUGGAUAUGUCUUAGUACAAAAAGAUCCCUCUACAAAAACAAAACUUGGCAAACAUCAGAAGUAAAACAACAGUGGUGUGAAACAGCAUUCAAGAGGAACUAAUAUAAAACAGUGUAACAUACUACACAUGGAUGCAGCUAAACUUUACACUUGUGUAAUAUGUGGUGAAGGAUUUGUAACAGAUUAUGAGCUAAUAAUACGUCAGAGAAUACACACACUGAGAAGAAUUAAUACAUUUGUUUAAUUUGUGGGAAAUGUUUUAGAGUGAGCUAAAUAUGCAUCAGAAGACACAAACUGGGGAAAAGCCAUACAGUUGUACAGAAUGUGGUAAACAAUUUAAAAGAAGUAGUCACCUAAAAGAACAUCAUAGGAUACAUGGUGGGGAAAAAAAACACACUUGUGUUGUAUGUAGUAAAAAAUUUGUAAGUAAAAGUAGACUAAAGAGUCAUGAGAAGAUACAUAGUAUGGAGAAGCCAUACAGCUGUGCUGUCUGUGGAAAAAAAUUUCUAAGUAACAGUUACCUAAAGAUUCAUGAGAAGAUACACACUUUGGAGAAACUAUACAGAUGUGUAGUAUGUGAAAAACAGUUUGUCAGUAAUAGAUACCUAAAGAGACAUGAGAAGAUACACACUAUGGAGAAAUCAUAUAGUUGUGCUGUAUGUGGAAAACAGUUUCUAAGUAACAGUUACCUAAAGAUUCAUGAGAAGAUACACACUUUGGACAAGCCAUACAAGUGUGUUGUAUGUGGAAAAUGUUUUGUCAGUAAUAGAUACCUAAAGACCCAUCAGAAGAUACACACUGGGGAGAAACCAUACAAUUGUGUUGUAUGUGGAAGACAAUUUGGAACAAAAAGUAAUCUUGAAAUACAUGAGAGGUUACAUACUGGGGAAAAACCAUACUGUUGUGUAGUGUGUGGAAAAAAUUUUUUAUGUAAUAGUUACUUAAAGACUCAUGAAAAAAUACACACUAGGGAGAAACUAUACAGUUGUAUUGUAUGUGGUAAAAAGUUUUUAUGUAGACGGUACCUAAAGAGUCAUGAGAAAAUACACACUGGGGAGAAAUUAUACAGUUGUGUUGUGUGUGGUAAAAAAUUUUCAUGUAAUAUGUAUCUCAAGGCUCAUGAGAAGAUACACACUGGAGAGAAGCCACACAGUUGUGUUGUGUGUGGAAAACAAUUUGUCAGUAAUAGUUACAGAAAGAUUCAUGAGAAGAUACACACUGGGGAGAAACCACAUAGUUGUGUUGUAUGUGGAAAACAAUUUGGAACAAAGAGUAAACUUAAAAUACAUGAAAAGACACACAGUGGGGAGAAACCAUACAGUUGUGAAGUAUGUGGCAAAAAAUUUUUAUUUAAUAAAUACCUAAAGAGUCAUGAAAAGAUGCACAGUGGAGAGAAACCAUACAGUUGUGUUGUGUGUGGAAAACAGUUUGUCAGUAAUAGUUACAUAAAGAUUCAUGAGAAGAUACAUACUGGGGAGAAGCCAUACAGUUGUGUAAUAUGUGGAAAACAGUUUGGAUCAAAAAGUAAAGUUGAAAUGCAUGAGAGGAUACACACUGGGGAGAAACCAUACAGUUGUAAUGUAUGUGGGAAAAAAUUUGUAUGUAAUAGUUACUUAAAAAAUCAUGAGAAGAAAGGAUGCACAUCGAGGAAAAACCUUACCGUUGUGGAAACUAAUUUGUGAGAAACAGUAAUCUAAAAAUACACCAGAAAAUAUGCAGUGUAGAGAAACUGUUAUUAGUUUUGGAGUUUGUGGGAAAAAAAUGUUUUUUUUUCUCCACUGCGGGAAAAAACUUAAAUUUUGAUCUAAAACCAUGUCAAGGAUAACACACUGUAAAAAAUCAUACUAUUAUGUGAAAUUUAUAAGUAAAAGUUUCAUAAAAAAAAAACAGACUGGGAGAAUCUUUAGAACUGUACAUUGUAUGACAAGGCUCUUUUACUAAGUAUUUUCUAACUCGGCACCAGUGGAUAGAGUAUCAGUUGGACUGGAACUGGAAAUUUACCUAUUAAGUAACGCAACAUUCAAAAAUAGAACUUAAGAAGAUUAGUCUGCAUUCAUUGAUCAGUUGGUUGCCCUCUUUGUUAUCAAUAUUCUUUGAAGUAUUCCACUUACAAUAGGGAAAUCAAUAGGAAUAGUUUCCUUAGUCCAAUAUAAGUACAUGUGAUUUUACUGUUAUAUUCUCUUAAUUUUUUCUACUUGUUUCACUAUUGUGAAACAUUUAGGUUUUGUAGCCUGUUCAGUUGAAUGAGCACCUACUAUUGUUUCAUUGAACAUCAAAAUUAAAAGUGUAUUGGAUUUCUGAUGGCUUUUCUUUGCAUAUAGACGCUUGAUAC